UCCUUCCCCCCUUUUUUUCUUCUUCUCACUUCCUUUCUUCUUUUCUUUCUUCUUGUUUUUAUUUUCAUGGAUAUAAAUACUCUAUUAUCAAACCAUUCAACAUCCUCAAAUUCUAUUCCACAACCAGAACAUCCACCAGCAAAACCAAUAUAUCAGUCAGAUAUGAACACGAAUACCAGCAACCAUAUAUCGAAUCAAUCACAAGAUUCGUCUCACCACCUUGAAAACUUGCCACCAACAAUCUCGGUACGAAAUGACAUUGGGGAACUUUACAGUGUUUCAUCUAAUGAUAGUCGAAAGAAGCAUAGGGCAUCUGCAUCGGACUUGUUAAAAAAUUUGGAAGAACUAUCUACAUCAUUCAUCACAAGUACACAACCUCCUUUAGGUUUUGAUGAACAUUCUUAUCAUUCUCAAACAUCUUCUUCUGGUAACAACGAAACAACUUUUAGAAAACGACCUCCACUUUCUACCUCACAUGGUAAUGAUCACAAUAUUUGGGCGAACAGUGUGGAAGACGACGAAGAGGAUGAACAAAAUAUAUCUAGUGUGCAAUCAGACUAUUCACGUGAUGCUAAGACCUCUCAAAGAAAUCAUCUGCAUGACACAUCUUUUUUAGACAGGCAUUUAAAGAAUCAACAACAACAACAACGUCAUAAUCAUGAACGAUUGGAACGACAUCAUUACUCGGGUCCUAUUAUAGAACGAUCGGUAUCACCUGGACAAUAUUUUGGUGCGCGAUCUUUACCAUUAGAAUGCAUGGAUGAUUUGUGGCGACAGCACUCACCAUCACCCUAUUUAUCUGAAUCUGGGAGAGAGCCAUUAUCCUCUUCCUCAAUGACUGGCAGCCGAUUAUCAUCAAAAAAACAAUCAUUAAAUCAAUAUAGAGAUCAAACUUCUAGGUCAUUGAUAACAUCUCCAGACAUAUCUUAUACAUCAUCUGGUCUUCAACCUCUUUGGAAAAAUUAUAAAGCGUUACCUUCGUCACUAUAUCAUCGUCAUCAGUGGAAUAGAUGGGAAAUCAGGCAACAACGAUCAUCUGGCAACGAUCCAUCCAAUGAACAAUCACAUCUGGUCAUCUCAUCAACACCAUCAAGGUCACAAUCAUCAAUACACAACAGUAGCGAAAUGGAGUACCUGAUUGGUAGAGUACAAUCAUUGAAAGUACAAGAUAGGAAAAAAGAUCAUCAUCAGAGACUACCGUUGUAUUCAUUACACCCACAAGAGGAGUUGACAAUUCGUUGCCAAGUAUCAUCAACCAGCAUUCAUACACACGACGGACACCUGACUUUAGCGAACGAGUCGACGAAUCGACAACAUCUUACGUAUUCCUUGUUCUCAGCAAAUGGAGAAGUGGUUUUUGACAAACAAAGUGGUACAGUGGCACCAGGACAGAUUGAAGAUAUAUGGAUUCGACCGAGGAAAAGAACACUUCAACGACUAAUGACAACCGAUCCAUCACUUGUGAAUGAAUUUGUCGCUUUAUUGGUGGAUCAGGACUUUUAUCGACUCAAAGUACAAUUGGAUAUCACCACAGAUGAUUUGGAACAAAGUGAAUCGAAUGAUGAACAUACCAAUAGAGACGAUGAUGACAUUCUUUCAGAUCCUGACAAUCGAUCAAGUGAACAUCAAGAACCAUGUCCCUUUUGUUUAUUAGAAAACUUAUACCCUCCCCUUGUAGAAUAGUCUAAUAAUAAAAAAAAAAAC
This is a messenger RNA of Halteromyces radiatus, 1704 nucleotides long. RefSeq lists its product as uncharacterized. The transcript is spliced from 4 exons. The coding region runs from base 67 to 1683 and encodes 538 amino acids. The record is from RefSeq and is a predicted model, not a curated record. Lineage: Eukaryota; Fungi; Mucoromycota; Mucoromycetes; Mucorales; Cunninghamellaceae.